GGCAUCCCUGGGCUCUGAGUGGGGGCUUUGGGAUGGUGGUGGGGUCUCUGGGUUGCGAGGGGGGUCUCUGUGGUACCGAGGACAUGCUUUAUCCCACUCUCUCCCCCACUGCAUCCAGGAUCUCCCCAGGGUGUAUCAGGAUGUGCACCUCACUGCUGGUGAUGCUGGUGACACUGGUGAUGGUGCCUGCAGGGGUCUCUCCCUAUGGCUUCCGCAACUGCAUCCAGGCACCAUGGGACCCUGGGCUGUUCUGCUGCAUCCAGCGCUUCCUGAGCACCGUGGGGGCUGCAGUGGACAACCUCCUUUCCACUGCCACAUCCCUCAACCUCUCCAUCAACAUCUUGUGCCAGGUGCCCCCCGGUGCCUUUGCCCACCUGCCGUGACUCUACACCCUUGUUCUGACCCACAACCAGCUGGAACUCCUGUCCCCGGGGGCUUUCUGGGGCCUGUCAGCACUGGCCCACCUAGACCUGGCCCACAACAACAUGUCAGUGCUGGCCACAGGUGUGUUCACCGGGCUGGGCAACCUGCGCACACUGCGGCUGGACCACAACCCUCUGCAGAAGGUGGCCCCCAGGGCUUUCUGGCCACUGACCACACUCAGCACACUCUGGCUUUGGGGUGGCCAGCUCAGUGCACUGGAGCCUGUGGCCAUGGCCAUGGGGCAUCUGACACACCUGGACCUGCUCGACCUGUGUGGCAACAUGCUGUCGACACUGGGCCCAGGGCUGCCGCCCACACUGAGGGUCCUGCGCCUCUACAACAACUCCCUGGGAGCUCUUUCAGGGGCCUCCCCUGGGGUGAUGCCCCCAGGGCUGCGUGUGCUCGACCUAUCCUACAACAUCUCUGACGCUGUGCCGCUCGCUUGCCUGUGCCUGCACAACCUAACACACCUACACCUGGCUGGGAGCCCGCUGGACGUGGUGCAGCUGCUGCGCACGGUGUGA
Messenger RNA from Parus major (Great Tit), 947 nucleotides. Its product is annotated as chondroadherin-like protein. NCBI's taxonomy places the organism in Eukaryota, Metazoa, Chordata, Aves, Passeriformes, Paridae. The transcript has a single exon. Gene Ontology annotation, molecular function: protein binding. The record is from RefSeq and is a predicted model, not a curated record.